GAUGAGUUGAGAAAUCAAAUGAAAAAGGGUUAGUCGUUGUGCGCAGGCGCAGUGUGUACCCAGACCAAAACACGGAAGCUCCUCUGUAGAUGACAACACCUUGCUGUAAUCUCAGCUCACACUCUUUCAGCCCUGAAAACAAACUGUAACGACACCAAUCAGAGAAAGAAGAUGCCAGCUCGUAGCGUUGUGUCCAACGGGACCCCCAACAGCAAAGUGAGGUACUCCAGGUUAGCCAGUGAUGAUGACGGCUACAUCGAUUUACAGUUCAAAAGGCCCCCACCCAAAGUCCCGUACAAAGCCAUAGCACUGGCCACAGUCCUCUUCGUAAUCGGCUCUCUUUUAAUCAUCAUCGGCGCCCUUCUCCUGGCUGGAUACUUUGGAGUCACUCACUCAGACCGAACUCUGCCUGUCCUUAUCAUCGGGAUCUUGGUCUUCCUACCUGGAUUUUACCAUCUACGAAUAGCUUACUAUGCAUCAAAGGGCUACCACGGCUACUCCUAUGACGACAUCCCAGACUUUGAUGACUGACAGCUGCAGACUUUCUGUACUCACACAAGAAAAUAUGUAUCUGCUUAUUCCAAUGUACAAGCACUGAUUACUUAAAGAUCUGGUUAAACAGAUUCUGUGAAUUACCUUUCUUCAGAUCGAGAGGAUUUUCAUGUUACUGUCCCAGGGUCACAGUUAAUGCCUAGGUAGAUGAUGCCUGCCUGCUGAAGUCAAUUUAAUACCAGACUUUAUUUUUAUUUUUGUGUUAUGUAUAUUUGCUUUGAUAGCAUGGUAAAUUAAUUAAAGUGUAAUUUUAUGA
Messenger RNA from Notolabrus celidotus (New Zealand spotty), 808 nucleotides. RefSeq names its product transmembrane protein 230b (gene tmem230b). The record is from RefSeq and is a predicted model, not a curated record. Lineage: Eukaryota; Metazoa; Chordata; Actinopteri; Labriformes; Labridae. Gene Ontology annotation, cellular component: synaptic vesicle; endomembrane system. Bases 172 to 531 code for a protein of 119 amino acids. The transcript is spliced from 4 exons. Gene Ontology annotation, biological process: synaptic vesicle transport.